AUGAAGAUACUUGCUGUCCUGCUCCCCAUCGCGUCAUUCACGCUUGCGCAUCCGUCAUCCCCAAAGCCUCUUUCAUGGGAGAUUACACCUACCAACAGUACACAGCAGUUUCGCGGCCUCUCACCUGUUAACGAAAAGGUUGUCUGGAUUUCAGGGACCAACGGAACUGUUCUGCGGACCACCGACUCAGGUUCGACAUGGACGAAUGUGUCUCCGAAAUUUGCCGCGACGGAGAAUGCAUCCGACUUCCAGUUCCGCGAUAUCCAAGCCUUUUCUAGGACCACUGCUGUAACAUUGUCAAUCGGUGAAGGGAAUCUUUCCCGCAUCUAUAUUACGAGUGAUGGCGGAAAGAAUUGGAAACACACGUUCGUCAAUGAAGAGGAAACGGCCUUCUACAACUGCAUGUCAUUCGAGACGAUGAAAGGAAGGGAAAGUCAUGGUGUCGCAAUGAGCGAUCCUGUCCAAGGCAAGUUCCGCUUACUGGAGACGUGGGAUGGUGGCGUGCAUUGGGCUAUCGUUUCAAACAAUACAAUGCCGCCAGCACUGGAGGGCGAGUUUGGUUUCGCGGCCAGUGGUACGUGUAUUGAGGCUGCGGCGGGUCGAUGGUAUUUGGCGACGGGAGGGGUUGACCCGGGACGUAUCUUUUACACUACCUCCUCCAGCGCCAGUCACGGCUGGCAAGUCGCAAACUCGUCCAUCGCUGGUGGCGCAGCAGCUGGAGUGUUCUCUGUACGUUUUCGCGACACACGACACGGUAUCGCAGUCGGGGGCGACUACGAACAACCUACAGCCAGCAACAAUACGGCCGCUUGGUCAAGCGAUGGCGGAGCGAAUUGGCACAAAGCUGACUCAUUCCCGCGCGGUUAUAGGUCCGGCGUCAGUUGGAUACCUGGUAGGAGACAGGUAGCAGUAGCGGUCGGCACCAGCGGCUCCGACUUUACUAUCGAUGGAGGAAGAAAUUGGGCGGGCGUCGCUAACGGGACAUUCGAUGCUGUAGAGUGCGUUGGGAAGGAUAUUUGCUGGGCUAGCGGGUCUGGCGGACGCGUCGCAAGGUUGCAUCUACGGGGGUUAUAA
This is a messenger RNA of Alternaria burnsii, 1074 nucleotides long. RefSeq lists its product as uncharacterized. The coding region runs from base 1 to 1074 and encodes 357 amino acids. Gene Ontology annotation, molecular function: protein binding. The transcript has a single exon. Lineage: Eukaryota; Fungi; Ascomycota; Dothideomycetes; Pleosporales; Pleosporaceae. The record is from RefSeq and is a predicted model, not a curated record.